UAAAUUUAAAUCUACGGUAAAUUACCGGCAACCCAGCUGCAAUAACAUUGUAAUUUCUAUGGAUUUUUUUUACAGUGUAUAGUAUUAAAAACUGUAUAAAAAUGUAAACUGAUGUGUCAAGUUUUUAGGUUAAACUCCCCUCCACUUGAGCAAUAGCAGGAAACUGCAGGAUCUCUUUAACCUUAAUAAAAUUAAAUCUUAAUUAGUCUAAAUAAAUUAGUCUUUUUACUUCAUUCUGCUCAAAAACGCUCAAGAUGUGUUUUUGUACAUAUUUCCUGUAUUUUCUGUUUGUAUCUUAAUAAAAUAGAUUGAAAAAUAAAUAUGGAUGGACAUUAAAACUUUCUAAAACAACAAGUCUGGUGGUGGUGCCUAAGACUUUUGCACAGUACUGUAUAUUCUGAAAUUGAACCUAAAAUAAAAAUUAAUGUAGUUUUUUUUUAAUUCCAUAUACAAACGGGGUUUGGAAACUGAAAAAUAUGUAUUAUCUAUGCAACAUGAUGUUAUAAUAUUUAAGAUUUCAAUUUUAUUUCACUAAAGUGCUUUUCCGCAAUAACAUUUGUUUUGUGUUUGAUGAGUAAAUUAACUAAAAAGUGCUCUUUGUCAUUUCUGUUUAAAAUGAUGGGAUUUUUUUCAUAUUUUGCACAUAUUUCCGUGGGGGUAAAGUCAAAAUUUGUAAUUAGCAAUUACAACCCCAGAUAUUUAUACAAUGAUUAAUAAAAGCAUACAGUUAACACUUCAACCCCCCAAACCAAAUCUACAUCCUUGCAAAGCAUCACACUUCCUAAAGCUGACCUGUCUGUAGCCCCGCCCAUCUUCUGCACAUGUCUAACUUCAAUGCCAGAACACAUAAACCUUCUCACAUAAGAUCUCAGACAUCUGUCCUUCUCACAGACUCAACAGGUAUGACAAACUACAUUAUCUGCUUACAAUCUAACAAUCAAAAACAAAUAAAGCAAUGCAAGUUAUCUUUAAAUGUAAAAGAUUGAUAGGAUGAGACUGUCAUUACUGUCGAAUAUUAUUCUCAUAUUGCUUUAAUGCUGCUGAUGUUAUGCGAUUGCAAUUGUUGAAAUUAUUAAAAUAUAAGUCAUGUUUGAUAUAUUAUAAAAAUAAUUGUCCUCUAAUGAUAUUAACUGAUUUAAGUUUGAUUGCUCUAACUAAAAAAGUUUAUUUUAUUAUUUCAUUCCAAAAGUUAAAAUAACACUGUUGAUGAUUAUUUUAAUUAUUGUUUUUAUUGCAUCUAUGUGUCUAUACACCUGUAAACCCCACAUAUCUCUAAAAGUUAUGGAUACAUCCGCUGAGUCUCGGUGGGCAUCAUCCUCGAUGAUGUCAUCAGAUAUGAUCUCCACCUACCCACCCGAAACCAAUUAUCUGAUCCACACUGAGGAGGGCUCAACGUUCCCCUGUACUGAGAGCGAUCACAGCGGUCUGUCUGUGUUCACAAACCCCAUCCAUAACCGUGGCCCUGCGGCUUUUCAACACAGCCCAGUAUAUCCUAUUUAUUCCUCUCCAUUCCUCGGUAACCUCUCCUGGCUGGAAGGUUCAAACAGUCCCUCUCUAACAAACCUCUUCCCAUCACCAUCAUCAUCCUGGCACAACAAUGGCUUCUCCAAGACGGCCUCUUCAUCUCUCCACAUCUCCAAGCUUCCCUCUGCCAAACCAGCUCGUUCUCCACCAUCUCCUGGCCUGGACCACAAGGAGACCUUGGAUCUGAAGACAGAAAGGUCGAGGACUCAUGGAGACGGUGAGGGGUUUGGAGGGACGUACGCUCUUAAUGCUUACAGCGGUCCACACGCACAGUUCAUGGGUCACUGCGGUCCAUAUGGGAGAUUGGCACAGGAUUACAACAGUUCACUCCUAUACACACCCACCCACUUCUCUCCGAAAUUAUGCAGCAAGAUGAGAUUCUCUCCUACAGAUGCUCGAGAGUGUGUGAACUGUGGAGCAACGGCCACCCCUCUUUGGCGACGUGAUGGAACGGGCCACUACCUCUGCAAUGCCUGUGGACUGUACCACAAGAUGAAUGGACAAAACCGACCACUUAUCCGACCCAAAAAGAGACUGGUUGUCAGUAAGCGGACAGGGACUCAGUGUGUUAACUGUCAGACCAGCACCACCACGCUCUGGAGACGCAAUGCCAACGGAGAGCCCGUGUGUAACGCAUGUGGACUCUAUUUUAAAUUGCACAAUGUGAACAGACCGCUGACCAUGAAGAAAGAAGGCAUCCAAACACGCAACCGUAAAGUUUCCAGCAAGAACAGGAAAGAAAAGAAACUGAGCGCCGCGGAGGAGAAUCUGUUUUCAGAUUUUCCUAAAGGUCUCGUCUCUGAUUGCGAUUCAUGUUCGUUGGGGGUUUACGGUCACUCCUCACAUUCACUGACUCAAAAUGCUGCGUACCACAGUCAUGGCACGCUGCCCUACCCGUGCCAUCCAUCCACUGCCAUCUUACCCAACAUGCUGUGAUACAUUAGACACAAAACUUUAUGAAAAGAUGAAAGAACUGUUAUGCGAAAACUCAAAAAAACAUAUAUGUAUAUAUGAAGAGCUCAGAUGCAAAAUCUGCAUCAAAAAGUGCAUUUAGAAUGAUUUUUUGUCAGUUAGCAUUUUUUCAUCAGACUCUUCCGGUUAAAUAAACUGUAUUCCUAAAUGGCCUGAGGGCAAGAUUAAGGGAAUUUGACGUGAAAGUAUUUGAUGAACGCAGUGGCAGCUCGUGACUGCUCAUCCAAGGGGUGCAAAUUCAAAAUAUGUGUUCGGAGUGUCAUGUGUUGCUCGUUUUUUCAAAAUAUGUGUUUGUUGCGUGAUGUGAACCAUGUGCAUCACGUGUUUUGUCAAAAUAAGUGCAUGCUGCACACGCGUCAAAACCGUUUAUGAUAAAAGAGACGCUCACGUUCACAAAAUACUCGCAAGACACUCCCUUAACAGUAAACACUGAUUACGCAUGAGAUUAUGCAAGUAUCUGGCAAACGCGAGCGUCUCUUUUACCAUAAACCCUUUAGACGCAUCUGCAGCAGGCACUUAUUUUGCACAAUCUAUGUGCACCUAUGCACAAUCAUGCACAUAGGUUCACUUGACACGCAGAACAGAUAUUUUGAAAUUACGAACCACACACAUGACUGGCUACAUACAUGUUGUGAUGAACUUCACAUCGUGCGCCCUUGGAAAAAAGAAAACACCGGCCGCCACCGGAUGAACGUAUGAUACGUGUUGAGAGCAUUCGUGUACAAUCAUUAUCUUAUUUCAUGAUGGAGGUGGCAUUUAGCGGCUUUUGCAUCUGACCUUGUUAUUUAUGUGACGACGGGCCAUUGAUUUAUUCGAAAAUAAUGCACGACCAAGGUGAUAAUUCGUCACGACAGUGGAGUGUGCAUUAUUUCCAAAUAAUUCAACGCCCUGUUGUCAAUUAUUCCACUUAUACCAUGGUUACCACAGACAUUGCUCUGAUGGUUAUUUUAAGACAUUUGACCAGUCAGGUGUGCGUUUAUCGAAAAAUUAUGCAUACCCAUGGAACAUUUUUUCCAAAGCAUUUAACAGCCCCUUUGAUUUCUACAUAUAUGUAUAUACCUUUGUUUUUCAGUGUUUGUAGCGAUUCUUUAAUCUUGUUUGUAAUCUUUCUU
This is a messenger RNA of Paramisgurnus dabryanus, 3608 nucleotides long. It is a transcript of the gene gata1b, whose product is annotated as GATA binding protein 1b. The record is from RefSeq and is a predicted model, not a curated record. Gene Ontology annotation, molecular function: DNA-binding transcription factor activity, RNA polymerase II-specific; zinc ion binding; RNA polymerase II cis-regulatory region sequence-specific DNA binding. NCBI's taxonomy places the organism in Eukaryota, Metazoa, Chordata, Actinopteri, Cypriniformes, Cobitidae. Gene Ontology annotation, cellular component: nucleus. Gene Ontology annotation, biological process: negative regulation of transcription by RNA polymerase II; positive regulation of transcription by RNA polymerase II; cell fate commitment.